Molecule: messenger RNA, 3191 nt
Organism: Fundulus heteroclitus (mummichog)
Lineage: Eukaryota; Metazoa; Chordata; Actinopteri; Cyprinodontiformes; Fundulidae
Gene: fam49al
Product: family with sequence similarity 49 member A, like
Exons: 12
Coding region: 452-1426 (324 amino acids)
Biological process (GO): regulation of actin filament polymerization
Molecular function (GO): small GTPase binding
Source: RefSeq, a predicted model, not a curated record
GGAGAAAGGGAGAGAGAGAGGGAGGGCUGCGUGGCGUGAGGCAGUGCGUGCGCUCGAUGCUUAGGUGAAUCUACAGCCCUGUGCCUCACAACCAUAAAGCAGCCUCACUGAGUGCAUGCACGGCAGCAGCACAGGGACCUGUUUCCUCCUCCUGCUUUAUUUUUUUGUUUCCAUUCUCUCUCUCUCUCGCUCUCUCCCUUCCUCCCUCUGUAUAUUUUGGCUGCCGGCGUUUUUUUUUUGUUCGUCUCCGUCCUCCUCUUUCCCUUUUGCUUGCCUCCACCUCAGCCCAGAAAGAAGGAAGGAGCACCGGAGUCCGAGGCACCGUCCUCCCCGUCCUGCAUGCCCAGCCGGUGUUGGGUGCGGAUGCUGUAACCAGCGUGAGGAGCUGAGAAGCCCUGGUUGAUGCAGUGAAGUGUUCCAGCGGGACAAACACAAGCAAAGAAGGGGGCUCAUGGGAAACCUCCUGAAAGUGCUGGCUUGCGCCGAACUUGAGCAUGGGCCAAUAGUUUUCCUUGACUUUGAACAUGCCCAGCCCACCGAGGCAGAGACGGCCGUGUGGAACCAGGUCAGUGCUGUGCUGGAGGAGGCCCACGGGAUCCUGGCCGAGCUGCAGUCCUAUAACGGCGCGGGGCAGGAGAUACGAGAGGCUAUCCAGAACCCAGGCGACCUUGCUCUUCAGGAGAAGGCCUGGAACGCAGUCUGUCCCCUGGUGGCUAAGCUGAAGAGGUUCUAUGAGUUCUCCCUCCGAUUGGAGAAUGCCCUGCGCAGCCUGCUGGAGGCGCUGACGAGCCCGCCCUACGCUCCCAUGCAGCACCUGGAGCGGGAGCAGGCCCUGGCCAAACAGUUUGCUGAGAUCCUUCAUUUUACACUCAGCUUUGAUGAACUGAAGAUGACAAAUCCGGCCAUUCAGAAUGACUUCAGCUACUACAGGAGGACCAUAAGUAGGAACAGGCUGAACAACCAGCAGCUGGACGCAGAGAACGAGGUCAACAACGAGAUGGCCAAUCGGAUGUCCCUGUUCUACGCUGAAGCAACACCCAUGCUGAAGACCUUGAGCAACGCCACCACCAAGUUCGUUUCAGAGAAUAAGACCCUCCCCAUAGAGGACACCACAGACUGCCUGAGCACCAUGGCCUGUGUGUGCCGCGUAAUGCUGGAGACUCCGGAGUACCGCUGCCGGUUCACCAACACAGACACCAUGCUGUUCUGCAUGAGGGUGAUGGUGGGCGUCAUCAUCCUCUACGACCACGUUCAUCCUGUCGGAGCCUUCGCCAAAACCUCCAAAAUCGACAUGAAAGGCUGCAUCAAGGUGCUGAAAGAGCAGCCGUCCAACAGCGUGGAGGGACUUCUGAACGCACUGAGGUACACGACACGGCAUCUAAACGACGACAGCACCUCCAAACAAAUCAGAGCCCUGCUGCAAUGAAACAACUCCAGGGGAGAGGGAGAAAACGUUUGGCGCGCUCUUGGAAGACGGAGGGGAAGAAAAGGUCGCCGGAGGCUGAAAAAGCUUGUUUGUUUACAACGGACGGGGAGAACCACCUGUGGGUCAGGAGCAACCUGACGAUGGGAAAGAAGAAGAAUUUAAUUAUAUAUAUUAUCAGCUGUCAAUCAUUCUGUCUCUCAUUUUGUAAAGUAAGACAAGAAGGAAAAAAAAAAAAAAAAAAAAGCCAGAAAUGAAGAUUAUAGAUAUUUAUUAAAAGACGCAGAUUAACGGUAGGUAGGAUAACAGAAAGGAGCUAUAUUGGGAAAAAUUUAAGGUCCGAACCAAAAUGUAAGAAUAGCUAGAGUUCCAUGUUCCCGCUGUAGUCAGACCAGUAUUUUUACACACCCUUUGACAAACAAUGCCAUCUUCUUUCCUCCUGAAGUCCAACACUGGCUCCCGGACACUUUGCUGUUCCCGUGGGGAUCGUGGCUCGGCCUCUUGGUAUCCCUCAGCUGCACUGAUCUCCACCCACAGGCCAGCGAAGCAAUGUGAUGGAUCCACUCCGGAGAUUUGCUUCUGCCUCUGUCCCUUCUUUUCCCGCAUCAGUACAGCUGCGGGAUACAGGACACCCCCCCCCCCCAUUUGCUUCCCAUCCAUCCAUCCAUCCAUCCAUCCAUCCAUCCAUCCAUCCAUCCAUCCAUCCAUCCAUCCAUCCGUUUUCCUUUGGCACAAAGAAACCAAACAUCCCGUUCCAGCACAAAAACCGUUGUGAGCUGUCGUCUGGCUUUACUUGAAAAUCUUCACAUCUGCAUUUUCCUCUCCAUGGUGCUAACGUUUCUCAGAUUUCACGGCCCUAGCUUCUUAGAGAUAUCAUCCGGUUAAAAUAAGAGACGCACCCCCCCAUCCCCCCUUCCUCCCCAAAAGAAAAGAUGUUUUCCUGAUGGAUUAUACCCAGAAACGAGGCGAGAGAAGCAGAUCUGCUCUCAGGUUACCUCUGCUGCCAAGCUAGCGCUAAAGGAAGCAGAUCCAAGGGGAAAACUGGGAAUCCACAGCACACUUCCUCACCUAGUGCCAAAAGCCGACUCGUUUACACUCGCGCUACGUCAUCAAAACGGGCUACAUGGGGGUCUUGUAGUCCUGACACAUCACCGGUCAUUUUUUUUAACUACAAGAAGAAAUAGCAGGGAGAGAUCAGGCGUUGUUAGGGAGAUCUGAGCGUUCCAGUGUAAAUAAGCCAGGCUUCUCUUGUCCGACAUCUUCACACACUCGUCUUGGAUUCUCAGCCAACAUUCCCACCUCCACCCAACUAGACUUCUUUCUUUUUGUACGAACCCGACGACGCCAUUCAGCCAGUUGGAAAGAAAACUUUUUAAAAAAAAGAAAAAGGAGCUUGAGAAGAAGUGCUGUACCUUGGAUGUCUAUAGACAUUAGUCGGAUUUAAUUUAUAAUAUAUUUUCUAUACAGGGGUGCGUGCCCGGCCGCGCCCUGUACCGCAUACAUAGAUGGCAUGUUGUAAAAGUUCUGACAAGAGUGUGUAAAUAAGGUGUUUCUAUUCAUUUUUAAUUGUUCAGUGACGCUGAAUUCGGGUAUGUGUUGUCUCUCAGAAUUACCAUGCGUUUUGGCUUGGACCAUCGGACUUGCCGUAGUCAUAGGUUUCAGAAAUUCAGCUUCAUUAAGGCAAAUGAACCGGAGGGAGGGGGAGGGGCUCUCCAUUUGCUUGUUCUUUUGUAUAUUUUGUGCAACAAUAAAGCUGUCAUUUAUUACA